CACACAUGCACAGCGACUCACCCUCUUACCAAAAGCAGAGGAGAACCUGCUGUUGUUUUCCUUCCAGGCCUGUUAUGUGGUAAAUGAAAGAAAAAAACAACAACAACAUGGCCUACUCUUGACCUUUAUGCUGUUUGACCUUCGGAUGACCUGUGACACAAAUCGCCAUGACAACGGAAAUGCAAGAGAUCACCAUCACGGAAGACAAGCCGCUGCUCACUGGUCAGGCCGACUCCAGCAAGGAUGCUGAGCUGGCAGCCAGGAUCCUCCUGGACCAGGGUCAGGAGCACAGCGUGGAGACCCCUCACGGCGUCUUGCACGUGACGCUGCACGGCACGCGCAACAGCCGUCGGCCCGCCAUCCUCACCUUCCACGACGUCGGUCUGGACAGCAAGAGCUGCUUCUUGCCGUUAUUCAAGUUUGAGGAGAUGCAAGAGAUCGUGAAGAGUUUUACACUGAUCCACAUCGACGCUCCGGGCCAAGAGGACGGGGCGGCCGUUUACCCGGCGGGCUAUCAGUACCCAUCCAUGGAGACCAUCGCAGAGAUGAUUCCUGCCGUUUUGCAGUACUUCAACUUCCGUACCGUGAUCGGAGUGGGUGUGGGCGCCGGGGCGUACAUCUUGAGCAAAUUCACGCUCGCUAACCCAGAUUCUGUGGAGGGUUUAGUUCUGGUCAACAUUGACACAAACGCUCGAGGGUGGAUGGACUGGGCGGCUCAAAAGCUCAGCUCUGUGACCUCUUCGCUCACUGAACAGAUCAUGACGCACCUCUUCAGCCAGGAGGAGCUGUCAUCCAACACAGAUGUGGUGCAGUCUCAUAGAGAGCGCAUCAACAAAGCGCCUCACCUGCUCAACAUAGAACUCUUUUGGAAAUCCUACAACAGCCGCAGAGAUUUGAACCUGGACCGCAGUAGCACCUUCAAGUGUCCCGUCAUGUUGGUGGUGGGGGACCAAGCGCCGUACGAGGAUGCCGCCGUGGAAUGUAACAGCAAACUGGAUCCCACCACCACCUCCUUCCUCAAGAUGGCGGACGCCGGCGGCCUGCCUCAGCUCACUCAGCCUGCCAAACUCACCGAGGCGUUCAAGUACUUCAUCCAGGGAAUGGGCUACAUGGCUUCCUCUUGCAUGACCCGCCUGUCCCGCUCGCGCACCACCUCGCUGUCAUCUUCGUACUCCAUGGAAGGCUCGCGCUCGCGCUCUCGCACGCUGUCCCAGGGCUCGCAGGGUGGGCAGAUGCCGCCCAGCCCUUCGCAGACCAUGGAGGUGUCCUGCUGAAGAGAAGGCGGGCGCAGACGGGGGGCGGGAAAGAAAGCCAAGAGAGAUGGAAAAAGGUCCAGACCAACGAGUGGCUGUCAUUGUCACUACAACUCCCGUCGUUCGCCGGCUAGGCAGAAAAAAAAGGCGAAAAGGGGGAAACAUCUGUCGUCUAAAUCCUUGCAUCCCCGCUGUCCAAAAGGAAAGAUUUGUUGUGAAUAGAGGGAGGUGGGCACAACAUGGCGCCCCCAGCUCUGUUGGUAGCCCUUUCAUUUAGCACAUGUGGUCGCUAGAGGCCCUAACUCCUAGUAAUAGUCCUAAAAAGAAGCUGACAACUGAUGUACACAAAAGGUAGCCUAGAGCAGACAUCAUGUGUCUUGACAACCUUUCCCAGCUUCGUUUUCUUUUCCACUCCUUAGCCCAUUUUACGUAUUAGUACUGUUGUCAGGUCGUUACGUCUUCCAGCCUUUGUUUGACGCUUUGUUGUGUUAGCAUCCCAGAAGACGGAUGGGGGAGCUUUUCUUUAUUUUUUUUCAUCUUGGGCCUUCAUAAGGAGGCUCGUCCAUCCAAUGACAGCUUGUAAUAUGCGAGUGCGAGCGGCGUCAGAGGUUAAAACGUAAAGACACCGCUAACUCGACAAGUGCUUCCGUUCCCCCGCGCAGUGAUGUCGCUACGUAGCAUGCUAGCGCGUUCAGAAGUGAUCACUGUGUUAACUUCGGGAUUUUAAACUCUCUAAACCUCAGAUACCUCCUAACAAAAUCCAGCCACCACACUUGAGUUCAUGUGCGAUCAACACAGCCGCCAUCUUGCUCAGACAGGGUCGGAGCGCUAAAAUGUCACUGCCAGCAAUGCGACGAGACACUUUGAAAAUGUGAACAAUCAUCAGUUUGUCGUCUCAAUUGGUUCUACUUUUGAAUUCUCUCUUACAUGCAGCUGGAAUCAAAAUAUCUGCAGUGUUUUGAAUCUUCCAAAAAUUUAGCGGGGGAAGAAACUCACUGAAAAGCUAAAUCACUGCCAGCAGGUCCAUUAGCUGUGUUUUCAACAUACAGGGACUGAAUCUGACACAAUUUGUGUUGGUACUUGAACAUAAAGGUAUGCUUUGGAGAAAAAGUACAACGUUAAGUGUCCACCAAAGGGAGUGAAGAAUUAAAGGGAAAAUGGGCAGCUCUCACGUGAGGAUUCAAAAAAUGGAUGUGUGACGUUUUAUCCAUUUUCUUUCCGAGUUGUCUCAUCUUUAUGUGGAUUGUUCCUCAAAUGCUCACUGUGUGAUAAUUCACUUGUAACUUUUGUUUUUCGGCCUUAGGCAAUGUUCAUGUAAUAAACUUUCAAAAGAAACUGCAAUCCCAUUUACUUGUGUGACAAAAUAAGUGUGUAACAUAAUGAGAUAUUAUGAAUAAAACCUUGCCAAACAUC
Messenger RNA from Syngnathus typhle (broad-nosed pipefish), 2666 nucleotides. It is a transcript of the gene ndrg2, whose product is annotated as NDRG family member 2. Bases 168 to 1274 code for a protein of 368 amino acids. Gene Ontology annotation, cellular component: cytoplasm. Gene Ontology annotation, biological process: signal transduction. The transcript is spliced from 16 exons. The record is from RefSeq and is a predicted model, not a curated record. NCBI's taxonomy places the organism in Eukaryota, Metazoa, Chordata, Actinopteri, Syngnathiformes, Syngnathidae.